Ascoidea rubescens DSM 1968 is the source of this 1578-nucleotide messenger RNA. RefSeq lists its product as uncharacterized. Bases 1 to 1578 code for a protein of 525 amino acids. The transcript has 2 exons. The record is from RefSeq and is a predicted model, not a curated record. Lineage: Eukaryota; Fungi; Ascomycota; Saccharomycetes; Ascoideales; Ascoideaceae.
AUGCCUCCAUCCCAGUCAAAAAGAAGAAAAUACAGAACUGCAAACAAUAUCUCACAACACUCCCUUCAGCAACUUCAAAACCAGUUCAUUCCCAACUCGGCCCAAAACACCAACAACAACUUUCUUCAAACUUUGUCCCUUCAAGGUCAACAGUCCUUCCUCCAACAACAACAGCAACUUCAGCUCCAGCAGCAACACCAACAACAACUCCAACAGUCGCUCCAACUCCAGCUUCAACUUCAACAACAGCAACAACAGCAACAGGUCCAGCAAGUUCAAAAAAAUGAAAACAUCUUCGAUGAAGCUGACAUAAUGUCUUUUAGAACAAUAGCUCUACAAAGAUUUACCUUAAAUCAAGAACUAAUGGACUCUAUCAUCAACAGAAAACUCCACAUCUUUAACAACAUUACACCCCCAAGCUCCUUUCCCGAAUUCAACUAUGCAAUCACUGAUAAUCACCUAAACAACUCGAUUAAUAAAAAAUUCACUAAAAAAAAUUCAUCCAUAAACCAAAACAAUCAAAAGAUCAAGUCAAUCAAUGACUUGAAAUUAACUGAUAUUUGGUUUGGCGAUAUCCAAUUGAUUAAGUCUACAUUAGAUUCAGACUUGUUGGAAAUUAAUACCUUGAAAAAUGACAUUCAAAAGAUUAAUCAAAAAUUUAAUAAAAAUAACAUUAAUAUAAUUAAAAACAUUUUUAAUGAUAAUUUUACCAAGAAUGAUAAUCAUACUAAAAAUGAUAACGAUAAUGAUAAUGAAAAUUUAAAAGAUUUAAACACAUUAAGAACUUUAUUCGUCAAAUUUGAUGACUCAAAAUUCAACUCAAUCUUAUCUAAAAAUCAAAAAAUCAAAAAAAAGAAAAACCAAAAAUACGUAAACAAAUUGGAUAACUUUAAUGGUAAUCUUGUCAAAAAGGAUCUACUCUCAAUCCUAAAACCAAUAAACUAUACCCAAGCUCCUGAUAACUACUGGAACUUGUUGGAAAUCAAGAGGAAAAAAUUAAUAGAACAAGAAUUACAAAAGAAAAAAGAACUUGAAAGACAACUUCAACUCAAAAAAGAAAAAGAAUUUUACGAAAAGAAACAGCAAGACACUCUACAAUUCCAACAAUUCCAACAUUUACAAUUACAGAACCAGCAAUCUCUUGCUGCAAAUGCUGCCACCAUCAAUAAUAAUAACAAUAACAACAGCAAUAUCAAUAUCAAUAUCAAUAACCACGAAAUUGAAAACGACAAAUCUCAAAUUUUUGAUGACAAUCCAAACGCUUUAAAUGCAAAUCUACUAUUAAAACCAAAACAAUUUGACCAAAAUUUGCCCUCCAAUGGCUCAAUCCAAAUCUCUGAUCUCUCAACAGCUACUAAACUAAUGGGUAAUCCAGAUAAUGACCAUGAUUCUGUCAUUUUACCUGUAGACGACGAUCCUCUAAAUCUCGCUGUAAUUAAUGAUGACAUUAAUAUGAAUAAUCUAACCAUGGAUAUGAAUAUUAAUAAUCUUAAUAUGAACAUGAAUCUAAAUUUUGAUGAUAACAUGAAUACUGAUAAUUUUGAAUUGAUUUUUUUGACCAUUCAAUGGAAUGAAUAA